Astrephomene gubernaculifera is the source of this 2007-nucleotide messenger RNA. Lineage: Eukaryota; Viridiplantae; Chlorophyta; Chlorophyceae; Chlamydomonadales; Astrephomenaceae. The record is from the annotation of a GenBank genome assembly.
CAAUAAUACUUUUCAGGUUGUAUGAAAAUUGCACCGAGAACCACAAUCGGCAUCCAUUACCGCAGCCUUACUGUAGGGAGACGCUCGAGGUAUGAGACGCCUUGGUCUCACAGCAACAAACGCUUUGGCGGGUUGCGGCGUGCCAGCAGCUGCUAGUGCGCUGCCGACUAUCGCCGCGUGUGCGCCACGCUUGACCACCAUCCAUCGUACCGCGUCGACAUGCUCGUAUAACAGCUGGUGCCCAAACCGUCCGUGUUUAACGCAAGCGGCUGCUCCGUGCAAUGGCGUUCCACACAAACGAGGAGGGUUGCUCCGUGCAGCCGCAGCGGUUGUGCCUGCCGCCCUGGCAGCCACGGCAGCCCCCCACUCAACUUCAGCGCCCGUGCUGUGCGACCCCUCCGCCUACCAGAGCUUAAGCCUGCUGAUACUGCUGCAUGAAUGCGUCCGCCGAGUGUACGGCAGGCCGCUGCUAGAAGCCGGAGAGCUGCUGAGCCUGAGCACACAGCUGGACUCCCUGCCCUGCUGCGUGCUGCUGCUGGCGCCGCCACCGCCACCGCCAGUGCAAGCAUCUCCGCUGGUAGCGCCUGUAGGGGCCGCGCCGCCCAGCUCCGCUCCUGCCGCCGGUGCCUCCGCUCCUGCCUCCACCGUCUCUGCUGCUGAGUCGCCCUUCGGCAGCAUUGGGGAGGCAGCAGCAGGGCGGUUGGAGGGAGGAGUUGGCGGCAGCAGCAGCGGUAAGCCAUCUUUACGUGAUGACGGCAGGUCAGCUGCCGUUGACAUGCGGGCCACCGCUAGCGAUACAUCCACCAGUAGUAGCAGCGGCAGCGGGGAAGGCAGCAGCAGCAGCAGCGGUGGCGGCAUAGGACGUAACGGCGGGGGAAGCAGCAUGCGAGUGCAGUACAUGAACCGUGCGGCAGCAGAGGCGCUAAAAGCCUGCGGGGAAGGUUGCAAGAGCGGUGGUGAUGUCGGCAGCGGCGGUGGCGGUGGCGGUGGUAGCAGAAGCAGAGGCAGCCAGGGUGACGUACCUCGCAGCAUCAGCUGGCCGCUGUUUGCAGCGGAAGAGGACGGGGGCCGGGGUCUGGAGGCGGUGCUGAAGGAGCUGAUGGCUGCGCAGGGGCCGCCGCGGUCGGGGCAGCUGCGCCCCCUCACCUUGCGGACGGGUGCAGCGCGGCAGGGAAGCGGCAGCGGGGCCGUGCAGGGCAGCAUCACCUGUCCGGAGGCGCUGCUGCUGCCGCUCAUGUCGCCCAACGGUCGCUGUGCGGGUGUCGCGAUCCUAUUUGACCGCUGGGAGGUGCGCGGGACCCUCGCGGCACCCCCGCAGCCCCAACAGCAGCAGCAACCGCAGCCGCAGCAGCAGCAGGGCCUGUCAACUGCGCUGCUGGAGGGGCGGCCGCUGGUGCCCGAGGUGCCGUACGGCUCCCAGCCGGCCCCCGAGGCGGUGCUGGCGGCGCUGCGGGAGGCGGUGCGGGGGCAGGCGGACGCAGUGCGGGUGCUGAAGACGCAGCAGGGGCUUGCGAACACGGACCCACGGGUCACUUCCGCCGUGGCGCAACUGCAGCACCUCAAAGCGGAGCUCGAGCUGCAGCAGCGGCUGGCGGCGGCGUUCAGUGAGGGGAACCAGGGGGUGGUGCGGAGGCUGCUGGCAGGACCGGGACCGGAGGCGGUGGAGGAGGCUGAAGGGGCGCCGUCAAGGCAGUAGCAUUGGUAGAAAGGAGGAGCAUUGGGAGCUUUGUGGAACUUGCAGAGCUAAAUGUGGUUUGCGCUGCUCAUGAGAUCGGAGGGAUCGUCUUUGGCUAGCAGCCAUCAGUGAUGGUGCCGGUGCUGCGGGAUUAGUAACGCUACCAGGCGGUCCUGGAAUACACUUGCUCCGAUGCCCACCACCGAUCUACCGUAUUCGGUUCACAUGCGCCCCGAAGUAAGGCACCCACAAGGACCAGGACCCCAGACUUUGCACCGCGCCGUAAGACAGCAUCACGUUCCUACCUGCAUACAGCCGGGUACCAUGCAAGG